This is a messenger RNA of Eutrema salsugineum, 1707 nucleotides long. RefSeq names its product anthranilate phosphoribosyltransferase, chloroplastic. Gene Ontology annotation, cellular component: cytosol. The transcript has 9 exons. Gene Ontology annotation, biological process: L-tryptophan biosynthetic process. Bases 196 to 1542 code for a protein of 448 amino acids. The record is from RefSeq and is a predicted model, not a curated record. Lineage: Eukaryota; Viridiplantae; Streptophyta; Magnoliopsida; Brassicales; Brassicaceae. Gene Ontology annotation, molecular function: anthranilate phosphoribosyltransferase activity.
UGUUUUUUUUGUUUGUUUCAGUUUUUGAAAAAAAUCAGAGAAAAUCAGAAAAAAUUAUUGGAUAUUCCAAUAAAUUGAAUUUUUUGUUUUUUUAACAUUUGGUCAAAGGGCGCUAGCUUUAGCUGUUAGAGGGACGAUCCUUAAUAGCUCUAUCUCUCCAUCGUUCGAAUUUCUCUAGUCUGGGCUAGGCAAACGAUGGUUAUGGCGGCGACGACCUCCAUUGUUUCCGGCAUCAAGCUUUCAGGGAUCGUGACUUCGUUCAACGCCUCAGAUGAUGGCUCGAGUUGCGGAAGAACCGAAUUCACCGGAGUUAAAAAAAUUCCGGCAUUUAGUCGGCGACGAUUUUCACCGAUCGGUGCUGUGUCGCCAAUUCGCGGGGAUGCCCAAUCUCCCUUUCCGUCUUCCAGUCGCAGCUCUUUCGCUUACCCUCGGAACCUCGUUUUGAGCGGUGGAAUCAGUGGUUUCGGUGCUCCCAAAGCUCUGCCAAGUGCUUGUGAAAAUGCCACCUCCCCUUCUUCCAUUAAAUCUUUCAACCAGUUGAUUGAAGCUUUGAUCGAUCGGGUUGAUCUAUCUGAAUCCGAGACUGAAUCAUCUCUCGAGUUUUUGCUGAACGAGGCAAACGAGGCGUUAAUUAGUGCCUUUCUGGUUCUGCUGAGAGCUAAAGGAGAGACAUACGAAGAAAUUGUGGGGUUGGCUAGGGCAAUGAUGAAUCGUGCGAGGAAAGUAGAAGGAUUAGUCGAUGCUGUGGACAUAGUUGGAACUGGUGGUGAUGGAGCAAACACAGUCAACAUAUCAACUGGGUCUUCAAUUCUUGCUGCAGCUUGUGGUGCAAAAGUAGCAAAGCAAGGCAAUCGUUCGAGUUCUUCUGCGUGUGGAAGUGCUGAUGUAUUAGAGGCACUAGGAGUGGUGAUUGACUUGGGACCAGAGGGGAUUAAGAGAUGUGUUGAAGAAUCAGGGAUCGGUUUCAUGAUGUCACCAAUGUACCAUCCAGCUAUGAAGAUCGUUGGUCCUGUCCGAAAAAAGCUUAAAAUAAAAACUGUUUUUAACAUAUUGGGACCGAUGCUUAAUCCUGCUAGCGUGUCUUAUGCUGUCGUUGGUGUAUACCACAAAAAUCUGGUUCUUAAGAUGGCAAAGGCACUGCAGCGGUUUGGUAUGAAAAGAGCACUGGUUGUUCAUUCAUAUGGCUUAGACGAAAUGAGUCCGUUAGGAGGAGGGCUAGUUUAUGAUGUAACCCCGGCAAAAAUCGAAGAAUUCUCAUUCGACCCAUUGGACUUUGGUAUUCCUCGUUGUACAAUUGAGGAUUUGCGGGGUGGAGGUCCAGAGUACAAUGCGGAUGUGUUAAGACGUGUGCUUUCAGGGGAAAGUGGUUCAAUAGCAGAUUCAUUGAUCCUAAACGCAGCUGCUGCUCUAUUGGUUAGCAACCGAGUUCAAACGCUAGCUGAAGGAGUAACCUUGGCCCGUGAAGUACAAUCGUCUGGCAAAGCUAUUAAGACGCUUGAUUCAUGGAUUCACAUCUCUAACUCAGCUCAUAAAUCUCAGUGAUUGACGAUGGAGGAAGCUUAUACAUUUGUAACUUUAUUUUCUUUCGUUGUCAAUCUAGAAACAGAAGAGACCAGAGAGAAAGAUAGAGAUACCUCAUUCUCCAUGUACACAUUACAACAAUCAUCACCUUCAAUAAAACAAAUAAUAUCUGUUUUACAUUUUGAU